Micropterus salmoides (largemouth bass) is the source of this 3488-nucleotide messenger RNA. Its product is annotated as sodium channel subunit beta-1-like. The transcript has 6 exons. Gene Ontology annotation, cellular component: voltage-gated sodium channel complex. The record is from RefSeq and is a predicted model, not a curated record. The coding region runs from base 1919 to 2587 and encodes 222 amino acids. Gene Ontology annotation, biological process: regulation of heart rate by cardiac conduction; cardiac muscle cell action potential involved in contraction; sodium ion transport. Gene Ontology annotation, molecular function: sodium channel regulator activity. NCBI's taxonomy places the organism in Eukaryota, Metazoa, Chordata, Actinopteri, Centrarchiformes, Centrarchidae.
CCGCAUCCUGACACACCAUGUAAUUUCUGGAGGUUACUGAUUUGUGUGUGUGUGUGUCCCUGAUCCGCUUCUCUUUGUUUUGACUACCCGGUCAGCAUCUCCAGGAGGAAUAUACAGGUCUCCAAAAGACAUUUCCCACCGUCUUUUCUUGAACGCAAGAAGAAGAAGAAGGAGAUUUUUUUGCGCCCUGACCCUCAAAUCUCUCCGGUACUUCCCGGUGUGACAGCAGGGAGACUUCAAGCAUCUGGCUGCCUGAUGCGAGAUGGAAGCAGUCCACCUCUGAUCCAUCAAUAGGACGAGGCGUUUCGAGGAUAUCAGUGAGGGGAAAAGCGCAGAUUUCUGGGGAUUUUGGUAAAGGAGACCGCCGAGAAGCAGCGCUCGGCUCUGCUGCGUUAUUGGACUUUAAAGAAGAGGACACACAUUUAUGCAUUUUGUUUUUGCAAAAUCACCGAUUUAAGAUUGUAGUUUCUUUUAUGAUCACCCGAUUUUUUUAAACACAAAAACAAUCACGCCCUAUCUCACUUCAGUCACACCGCUGGAAUGCACAAAUUAAUAGCGCACUUUUUUAGUCUCCAAAGACGCACAGAAGGCGUGCAGCCGUGUAAAGAAACCCCUUAGCUGUUCAGUGCAUGCUUUCCAGCCCGCUUUCAGACCGCUUUCAGACCCGUGUCUUAUGCUGGUGGUGAUCCAUCAGAGCACCAGAGCCACCUUUGCUGUUGCGGUCAAGCCUGAGAGGACCAUGCCCAGACAGCCGCUAAACCAAUCAAAUGGCUUAACUGAUGUGCACAAACAGCGGAUGAUUUCACUUGAAUAAGUCAGCCCGACUCUGCACUAGAUUUCUGUCUAGAGCUUUAUCUGAAGAAGCCUAUAGUUGUGAAACUGCUGCGUUGACUCCAGAAAGAAAGCAAUAACACUGAUAUGAGGCAAUAACAAUAAAAAAGUCAUAAUUGUAAUUUCACCCAAAGCUGAAGAGAGGUGGAAAGAAGCACGAGGAUACUUCACGCUGCUUUUGCCAUUUCCCUCACACUGUGGCUCUAUGAAGCACUGGCCCUCCUUUUUGCCCAGGUCAAAUCUGUAGUCCUGCAUGUGGGAAAGGUCAGCUAGAUGUUUCCUGUCACAGGCACACUUGCACUAUAACUCCAUUGCACAACUCUUUUACAAGCUGCAUUUCCCAUUUUCAGCAUAGAUUCCAUCGGACACCUCAUCGUUUCCUAUCAGAUCAGCUAAUCAGUCUUCCAGUAGAUUUUAUUGUUAUUCACUGACAGUGCGAUUUAUCUGUAUCAGGAUACUGGAAAUAUUUGGUGCACACAGUCUCAUUGUGGAGCUAAACAGGCUUGAGUGCCACAGAGUAUAAAUAGUUGAACAAAGACCCUUUUAGAGUAACAAGAGGCCGAAACCUGAAACCCGGAAUGAUUCCUCCCUUUGGUCACUCUGUACGCUCACACGCUGAGAAGCUAGAGAGACUCUCCAGCAAAAUAGAGUGAGUUGGGUCCAGUGAGGGUGAAGAAACAAGUCAGCAGAGCACACGCCUUCCACACUGCAGCCGUCAGGUGCUCAAGAAGACCAGAUCCACAAAAAUGCCCACCCAACCCUCCGUCCAGCCAUUGUAUUAGCUGGAGAAAAAAGAAGAGGAGGAGUAGAGGACAUCCGGUUGGACCACACCCCAGAGUCCCAACAGCCCCAGGAAAUAGUCUCCUCUUCUCACCUCCCAGACUUUUAAGUAGGACAUCAGGACAUCUUUGGCAUUUUAGUGCUCUGAGGUUUUCAUCACCAAGCUGGAAUAUCUGCUGUAGAUCUGUCUUGUGUCUCCCAUUCUGAAGUGUGUGUGUGUGUGUGUGUGUGUGUGUGUGUGUGUGUGAGAGCACGGUGUGUUUUGACGCAGCUGAGAGCUGCUGCAAGUCUUCUUUCUCCUGUCAGGAUGUCUGCAGCACAAGACCUGCUGCUGCUACCUCUGGCCCUCCUGGCGCUUCAAGCGUCUCUUUGCCAUGGGGCCUGCGUGGAGGUGGAUUCAAACACAGAGGCCGUGGCCAACGAAGGCUUUAAAUUGGGCUGCAUCUCCUGUAAGAUGAGGGGCGAGGUCAAGGCCGAGGCCUCCGUCAACUGGUACUUCAAGGCUUCAGAUGAGUCUAACUUCUCCCAUUUAUAUACUUAUGAAGACCAGAUGGCUGUAAUCCGCGACUCACGUUUUGAGGAGCGUCUGGACUGGAAUGGCAGCAAGAAUACCAAGGACCUACAGGACGGCUCCAUCUACAUCCUCAAUGUGACCUUCAAUGACACAGGAACCUACCAGUGCAUAUUCAACCGCACCCUCGAGUAUCCCAACUACGAGUUUCAAACCGAAACCAGGAAGCUUAUUGUCAUUAACGUGGUGCCACAACUCACCAGGGGAAUGGCAUCCAUCUUGUCUGAGGUGAUGAUGUAUGUCUCCAUCAUCGGGCUGCAGCUCUGGCUGGUGGUUGAGAUGAUUUACUGCUAUAGGAAGAUUGCAGCUGCAGGAGAGGAAGCUCUGAGAGAGAGCGCGGCUGAGUAUUUAGCUAUAGCGUCAGAAAGUAAAGAUAAUUGUGCAGGUGUACAAGUGGCAGAAUAGCACCGGUUGAGCAAGAAAUCAGGAAGGCUUCCUUGAGGAUUCUCACAUCCACUUUCACCUAACUCUCACCUCCCACCAUCCUCUCCACAUGAUGGAAAAAUGGAACCACAGAGAGGAGAAAGCUUUUCAUAGAAAGGUUUUUUAAGUGACUUUCUGCAAAAGGUUGGAAAGGACUGGGCUAUAUCCCGUUCUGAAAUACAGGAUGGAGACAUCUGGGGGUGGCCCAACUGGACAGAGGGGGAAAGAGAGAGUAGUACUGUAUAUAGGUCAAUAAGUAUGAACAGAAAAUCUUUUAACACAUGUAGAGUAUAUUAUGAGACUACAUUGUAUAACCACUAUCUGCAUGCUUUCGAGCUUUUCAAAACAACCGACACCAUGCUUCUGAUGUUCUGUCACAGUUUUGUUUUUAAAAUCAUUAAUCAGUUUUGUCAUAUUCCAUUACACUGUGUUUGACUGGUUUUAUAAAGCCGUCUUUUAACAAAUCAUAACUGUUUUUAAUCAAAACAUUCUGAGAACAAAAAAUACUUUUACUUUCUGGCAGUGAGAGUAAUUACACACACACACACACACACACUUGACUCGUGCUCAUGAUAUAUGCUGUCAGAUGAGCUUGUGUUCAGAAAUAGUUAAAAAAAUAAAAUCCAUCAAAAUUGACAGUUCCAAUAAAAUAAUCUAUUAUUAAAUGGUAAAUGGUAACUACACUUAAAAGCACCUGUCUAGUCUUCCGACCACUACAUCACACACACACACACACACACUUUCUUAUACUGAUGGCAGUGGCUGCCAUGCAAGGUGCCAACUGCUAUUCAGAAAGGAGGACUAACAUUCUCACACACACACCAAUGGCACAGCAUAUUAACACGAACUAUACAAUCUUUAUAAAAAGAAAUAAACAAAAUGA